Messenger RNA from Rotaria sp. Silwood1, 729 nucleotides. Lineage: Eukaryota; Metazoa; Rotifera; Eurotatoria; Philodinida; Philodinidae. The record is from the annotation of a GenBank genome assembly.
AUGGUACUCAUACGAAAACGUCGUGGUGGUCGUCGACAUAAAAAAUUAAAAGCUAUUGAUCCAUUUUAUUCCGGUCCAAGAAAACUUCUCGUUGAUAAAAAAUUAGUUAGUGCAAAUCAAGCACCAAAAAAAGGUGAAAAAAUUGAUAAUAAAAUUUCUCAUCGUUUUCAACAAUUUCUUGAUAAUAAACAACAUGCUCAAGAAUUACAAAAAUCAUCUAAGAAAAAAAAUAAAAAUAAAUUUAAACAAAAUACAAAUGAAGAUAAUGAAUAUCCAGAACUUGAACAAAAACCAAAUGAAUCUGAUCGACAUUAUUUACAAAGAUUAGAUCAUGAAGUAAAAUUUGCAUUAGAUCGUGCUCGUUAUGAAUCAAAAUAUGAUGUUAAAUUAGUGAAUAGUGAAAAAGGUGAUCAUCAAUUUGAAGUUAAAAAAGAAAAAAGUAAACGAUCUGAAAAAAAAACUCAAAUGAUAAUGUCACAUAGACGUUUACAAACUAAAAAAGAAGAAAAUAAAUUAAAAAAAGAAGAAAAAAAAAUCAAAGAUGAUGAAUUUAAAUUAUUCCAAGAUAAACCAAAAUUUGGUGAAAUAGUUCAUGAACCACCAACAUUAACAUUACCAAAACGUUCGAAAUUUGAUAAAUCCAAAGCUGGUAUGAAAGAUUUAUUAUUAAAGGAAAAAUUAAAAAAUCAAAAUUCCUUUAAUGAAACAAAUCGAAAGAAAAACAACUAA